This is a messenger RNA of Salvelinus fontinalis (brook trout), 5764 nucleotides long. RefSeq names its product sphingosine kinase 1-like. The record is from RefSeq and is a predicted model, not a curated record. The transcript is spliced from 5 exons. NCBI's taxonomy places the organism in Eukaryota, Metazoa, Chordata, Actinopteri, Salmoniformes, Salmonidae. Gene Ontology annotation, biological process: sphingosine biosynthetic process; cellular response to growth factor stimulus; negative regulation of apoptotic process. Gene Ontology annotation, cellular component: cytoplasm; membrane; intracellular membrane-bounded organelle. The coding region runs from base 850 to 2502 and encodes 550 amino acids.
GUUUUGAAUUUCCCAGAGCAGACCUCAAGUGGCGCACAUAUCAGGAAGGCUACUCACUCAACCGUUGGGUUGGGUGACUUAAUGUUUUAAUCAGUGGUUGCAAUCUGUCUCAGUGAAUGCACCUAUUAAUACAUAUUUGUGAUUUCAUUUACAUAUUUUUCUUCUUUCUAUGCCCUCUGUUGCAAGCCAGUGUCCCUUGGUGCACGUUUGGCACACUGGGGGGCAUACACUCCAGGUCAUAGCAGGCAUAUAUCCGACUUUGUGAAAUAAUAAUGGAAAUAUAUAUACCGGUAGUCUAGACCUAAAUGAACAACAUAGGAUAUUCUGACCAUAUAGCCUACAAAUAGACAAAUGAGAGCCUUGGUUUGAAAAUACCUAAUUGCAUUUGGUGAGGCUAUAAGAGAGUAAUCAAUCUAAAGCAUUGCAUCUAGUCUUUCCUAAUAAUAUUCUAACAUCAAUAGAUCGUAUUAUUUGCUACUGGUAAAAUAGGGCAUUGAAGUAGCCUAGCCUAUUCAUUAUCCACGAGGUAAAUAGCAAAGCGGUAAAUAGGCCUAACUGAUCAACAAUGUAACCAUUAGCCUGCAGCAAAAUGGGUUAUGGUAAUAUUUGCUCAAGAUGCAAAACAUUUAUUAUAUUCCAUGAGAAGAGGUGGAUUCCUGGCAUGGGGCAUCCUUGUCCAACUUUCAUUUCUCAGUGUGUGAUUCCCCUUUAAGUCACUAGGGAGAGACCUUUCAACAAGGAAAACAGCUGGUUGACUCCGGGUCCAACGGCAGUCAAACAGGCAGGGGCAGCCAGCCGCAGUCAUCCUCAUCAACCGCACGCCGAUCUGCGAAUCACAUCGUCCACGGGAUGGAUAACGACAUCGCCGAACCAGACCCAUCCCGUCAGCGCAAUGGUGUCGUGGAAGGACUUUAUGGAGAAUUCACGGACUCGCUCAACGCAAAGGUCAGAUAUUCUGUGAGUUUGACUGAGAGUGCUCUCACUAUUCAAAAGAUCCCAUCGUCACCUGGACAGGAUGAGUUGGUUUUCCAUUUAGCUGACUGUCUUGGCUGCCGGGCUUAUAAAGUGGAGGACGAAGCGGACGUUGGGGCGUUCUUUACAGCCUAUUUCUACCCGUUCAAGAGGCGAUGGAUAAGCACAGGCAUGGCCCGGCAGAAAGUAGAGCAGUGCUUUCGGGUCGCACUGGUCCAGGACCCUCUCACUAAUCUUCAAGAGGCAGAGAGAUGGGCGCGUGCCAUCAGAGAGGCUUCUAUCCGCCAGAUACCCCGACGACAUGAUGUGAAGUACUAUGAGGUACGGCGGCCCUGCAGGGUCAUGGUUCUGGUGAACCCCCAGAGUGGGCGAGGCCAGGCUCUCCAGCUUUUCUCCGGGCAAAUCGAGCCCAUGCUCACCGAGGCUUCAGUCCCCUACACACUGGUCAUCACUGAGCACCAGAACCAUGCGAGGGACCUGGUGAGAGAGACUGAUCUGUCACAGUGGGAUGCUCUGGUCAUCCUGUCAGGAGACGGGCUGCUGUUCGAGGUGUUGAAUGGUCUUCUGGAGAGAGAGGACUGGGAGGAGGCCAUCCAGACCCCAUUGGGCAUCUUACCAGGGGGCUCGGGCAACGCCCUGGCAGCCUCCGUCCACCACUACACGAAGUCUCCCCCGGCCUGGGGUAAGGAGCUGCUCCUGAGCUGUGGCUUCCUGCUGUGUAAAGGCCUGGUGACUCGGCUGGACCUGGUCUCUGUCCACCUGGCCUCCAGCCAGCGCAUCUUCUCCUUCCUCUCCCUGGCCUGGGGCUUCGUGGCCGACGUCGACAUUGAGAGCGAGAAGUACCGCCUCGUUGGCCCCAUGCGAUUCCUGGUUGGUACGCUGAUGCGCCUGGCCUCCCUCAAGGUAUAUCAGGGUAGGUUGGCAUACCUGCCUGCUCCUCCCUUCACACCCCAGAACUCCUCUCUCUGCUCCUCUCUACCCUGUGGGCCCAACAGCUCCCCCAAUCAGAACUCUCGCCACAACCACAGCACAAACCACAGCACAAACUCCAACCACAACACCGCCCACAACUCCUCCAACAUUGCCAUCACAACCAUGAGGACCAAGCCCCAACCAGUCAACCAGAAGGGGCCUCCUGACUCGCUCCUAGUAGACCUGGAGCAGCCGUUGCCUGAGCAUUGGACAGUAGUGAAUGAGGAAGAAUUUGUACUGGUAUUGGCCAUGUUCCAGUCCCACUUGGCUGAGGACCUGUUUGCCGCCCCUGGGGCCACAGCAGACGACGGCUUCAUCCACCUGUUGUAUGUGCGUGCAGGCAUCUCCAGACUAGCCCUGCUCACACUCUUCAUGACCAUGGAGAAGGGGGGCCACCUGGCUAUUGGCUGCCCACACCUUGUGUAUGAGAGGGUGAAGGCCUUUCGCCUGGAGCCUCUGUCCCCCGAGGGAGCGAUCACUGUGGACGGGGAGAUGGUGGAGUACGGGCCAGUACAGGCCCAGGUUCAUGAAGGAAUUGCCAGGCUCAUCUCAGGCUGAGAAUCUACUCAGAGCGUCUGUCCUCCCCACAGCUCUGACUUCUCGCUCCCUUUCUUACUCUGUCUACUGUAUAUACAAAGUUCCAAAGACAUUAUAUCAGCCUUUGGAAAAUCCCCCCCUUUUUUCUAUAGAUACAUUCAGUAUCUAUCUCUGUGUCCUGUUUUUUAGAGAUCCCUCCCUUUCCUCUCCAUGCUUCAUUCAGGGUCAAAGCCAUGGAUGUUCUUGCAGCUGGCUGGUCUCAGCUAAGAGUGUGUGUGUAUGAGAGUGUGUUGUGAGCGGUGAGUUUAGUAGGGAGGGGCCCACGGCUGAGGAGUACCUUGUGUGCUCCGCUGUCUGACUUAAUAAGUGUGACACACGUGAAGAGAAACACAUUUUUCUGUCCCGCGAGGAUGUGGCAGGCAACCAGCUCUACGCCCGCUAUCUAGCCCCGGGGUAAUCAUUCUGUGGAAGAUGAGACACGGGCCUGACAUGAAGGCCUUCCCCCCUCAUGAUAUACUGUUCGAGUCAUGGAUGUAGGUUUUCUAUGGAGAAGCACAACGUUGGAGAAUGCAGCAUUGUAGACCUCCACCAAUGAUAUUAGGUUACUCUUCUCUCUCUCAUCAGUGAAAACCUCCACUUUACCUCUGUGUUUAAUGGAUGGGGUGGAAGGGGUUAGGUGCUAGUGAGGUCGUGUUAAAGCAGCGUGGAGGUUCAGGAACCUGGCCAGCUGAGGUUACCUUCUUAUAUAUCUUGCCUGUCUCCUACCCUGCUGCUGCUGCAGCUCUAGCCAACAUGCUUCUUGCUGCUACUGCAGCUCUAGCCAACAUGCUUCUUGCUGCUGCUGCAGCUCUAGCCAACAUGCUUCUUGCUGCUGCUGCAGCUCUAGCCAACAUGCUUCUUGCUGCUGCUGCAGCUCUAGCCAACAUGCUUCUUGCUGCUGCUGCAGCUCUAGCGAACAUGCUUCUUGCUGCUGCUGCAGCUCUAGCCACCAUGCUUCUUGGACCACCUCCUUCCUGACACACACAAACACACAGGCUUGACUUUCCCUUUCAGAUCUGGAGCACUUAGCAAGGAGGGGGAUGGUCUCAUCUGCUACAUAUGAUCCCUUUCUUCUAGCUGUGUUAAGAUUGUACUCCCUCCUCCUUCACAAGAUUUUGGAGCCAUCAGCACCUAAUGUGUCCUUAUUCUGAAGCUUUAUGGGUGAAUGAAAAAUACUAGCUGAUAGAACUACAAGCAGUUGAAGAAGAUACAGCACCAUUGUCGAUUUUUAUGAACGUUUUUAUUGUAGAUAAAAUAAUAUAAAUAUUUCUGUUGUUUUCUGUCCAAGCACACAUUAAGAAGGGAAACAGGGUUUUGCACUACGCAGCACUGCAUGGGUCAGUGGGUUUUGCACAUUGACUCGAUCAAUAAGAGUUGGAGCGACCAGGCCAGAGUGCUGUGCUCUCUGCUGGGGCCUUUUUCUUGUCAGGGCGGAGAUGAUGAGCUUAGUGCACUGGAGCAGAUGUGAGCAUUAUCAUCAGUUCUACUCGCACCAGUUCAUGCCAAGUCGGGUUCACCCCAGAGAUAUAACAAUUACUGGUUUAACUAAUCCUAGAGCCCUCACUUGGUUUGGUUUGGAUCAAAAUGUCAUAUGGGUGGAAUGGUUUUAAUGUACUGUAUAAUGAAUCUAAAAGGAUGCUUAAAAUGACUCUACUUGAAGGUAUGCUGACUGCAGAUGUAACAUUAACUUCUCGAAUCUGAUUUCAAUCUUCCAUUUCUGUGCCUGUACCUGACUUUGAUAUGCCUUUAGAUAAAUAAAAGUUUAAGUUUUAUUUGUCACAUGCACAAGGACAGUGAAAUGCUUAACUUGAAAGACCUACCCAACAGUGCAGUAUUAUAUAUAUAAAAAAAGUAUAAUUAAUAAGAAAGAAAAACCAAGGGGGGAAAAAACACAAGAAAUAAGAAAGAAGAGAGGAAGCUAUAUACAGCGUCAGUGCCAGUACCAAAUGUACAACGUACAGAGAUACUGGAGUAUUGAGGUAGAUAGGUAAAUGUAGGCAGGGAUUAAGAGAAAGUGACUGGAAGCAGGAUAAAUCACUUAUUAUAAUAAUAUUAAACAUACUGUACGGUACCUUUUACCCCAUACAUACCUAUCUACCUACCUAAUCCUUAGGUGUCAGGCUCUGCUGGUGGUAUUGACAAGGUCAUAGACCAUGGAUACACAAGAAAAAGCACAUAUCCAAAUUGAGAGAUUAGCUAUGCAAAUUCUUUCAAUGUGGCCCGUUCUGGGACACCUCACUGCUCUUUAUGCAGCGUGAGGGGUCCCCCUAGUGGAUUUACCUUAACCAGUCAUUGCAGUGCACGUGGUGGAAGUUCUGAUAAAGUACUUGCACAUUUGUUUCUAUGGUACAACAGUAGUACUGUAUAAAAUCUUAUGAUAGCUCACUUUCAUUCUUUGUAUGUUUGGUUGCAUUGAUUCACUAGCAUACUGGUAUCCAGGUUAUGAAAACAAUUACAAGCCAUUUGAAUUAAACUACAAUCACUUAUCAUAUUUCCAUCUGAUUAUCAAAAACCUCCAUUUGAAUCACCUCAGGUACGGUAGCUCAUGCUAGACUGUGUAUACUGAGUAUCAUCUCUCCUCAACCGAAUAUAAUCUCUCCUCAACCGGACAGACAAGCGGACAUCCAUUGCUGACCCUGGCUGACCCUAGUGACUGUUAUGUAAUAUGUACAAAAAACAACCGGUCUCAACACAUCUGAGUGGAGUAAUUGCAAUUGUGUUGAACUACUGUUAUCUUCUGUGUCCUGUACCCUUGGCUGGUAGGGUGGACUGUGGAGUGACUACAUCAUAGUACUGUUAUCUUCUGUGUCCUGUCCCCUUGGCUAGUAGGGUGGACUGUGGAGUGACUACAUCAUAGUACUGUUAUGUUCUGUGUCCUGUCCCCUUGGCUAGUAGGGUGGACUGUGGAGUGACUACAUCAUAGUACUGUUAUGUUCUGUGUCCUGUCCCCUUGGCUGGUAGGGUGGACUGUGGAGUGACUACAUCAUAGUACUGUUAUCUUCUGUGUCCUGUCCCCUUGGCUGGUAGGGUGGACUGUGGAGUGACUACAUCAUAGUACUGUUAUUAAUAUUCAAAUACUGCUGUAGUCUUCUCAUUGCAUUCAUGUCAUUUUGUAUGUCAUCAUUCCUGUGUAGGAGAGAGAUCUAUAUUUUUCCAGGGUUUCAUUUAGUAAGAACCACAACUAAAUACAUGAAUCAUGCUGUAUCGACUGUCUGAAUGGUAAUAAAAUUCCCAAAUUCUUCAA